This is a messenger RNA of Blastomyces dermatitidis ER-3, 1695 nucleotides long. RefSeq names its product triacylglycerol lipase. Gene Ontology annotation, biological process: lipid metabolic process. The record is from RefSeq and is a predicted model, not a curated record. The transcript is spliced from 4 exons. Bases 1 to 1695 code for a protein of 564 amino acids. Lineage: Eukaryota; Fungi; Ascomycota; Eurotiomycetes; Onygenales; Ajellomycetaceae. Gene Ontology annotation, molecular function: triacylglycerol lipase activity.
AUGUCCAUCCUCCUCACCAGCAUCCUCCUCCAUAGCUGGGAUAUCAUCUUCUCCACCCUCGCCGCCCUCGUGCACAUCUUCCAGACCUGCAAACAUAGAUUGUAUGUCUGGUGGUUUAGGAAGUCGCCGGAAGACCUUGCAAGGAAGCGCGUAGCGACCGCUGAAAGCUUCGAGGAGUGGCAGGCUGGGGCGGUUGCGUUGGAUGAGGCGUUGGGGAAUGAUGUUUGGCGUGAAAGCAACCAUAGCUUCCACUAUGACCACCGCGUCAUUAAACGGCGAUUACAAAGUAUCCGACAAGCGAAAAAUGACAACGAUGUCUGGACCAUCGUCCAUCUUAUCCGGUCUGGGUUGGUGAGGAAUCUAGUCAACAUCAUCUCGCCGCAGCUCUAUGAUCGUGCCCACUCGGGGACCAAACUUUUAAUCGAAGAGUAUAUCUCGGAACUCGGACGCGCCAUUGAAUACAUCACUGCUCUUGAAACCGUGCCCCGCGACCCCAAGGCCUUUGAUUCACAGGAUAAAUUUCAAUUGCUCUAUGACACCCGACAGGCGUUCGGCAGGUCGACGUUGAUCCUGCAGGGAGGUGCCGUAUAUGGGACCUGCCAUUUAGGUGUUGUUAAAGCACUGUAUCUGAGGGGAUUGUUACCUCGAAUCAUCACCGGUACCGCCACCGGAGCUCUGGUUGCGGCACUCGUGGCGGUACAUACUGAUGAUGAACUUAUACCAGUGUUGAACGGAGAAGGGAUCGGUGGGGCUGUUUCCGAUCAGUCGAUUGAGCAGAAGCGAUCCAAGGGAUUCAAGAUUCUUAGGCUUCUCUCGCGUGAAAAUGGAUACGGAUGGUUGUCUUCAUUGGUCCGACGGGCUGAGGAGUAUAUUCGAGAUUGUUAUUUCCCAGAUCUGAAACUUCUAGAGGGGUAUGUGAAGUCCACUGUUGGUGAAAUGACCUUCGAGGAGGCAUUUGCGAAGACAAAGCGUUCCCUGAACAUUACCAUCCCAACUGCUGGGGGAGCAGGGACUCCAAAUCUUCUCAACUACCUGACAGCGCCCAGUGUGUUGAUAUGGUCGGCUGUAGCCGCGUCGAACGUUUCAUCCGCAACGGCUUCACGGGUAACUCUAUACUGCAAGGACGAGACGGGAGCUAUCGUCCCGUGGCCCGACGCAGAAGGUCUCCUCUUCAGGUCAUGGCGUCAACUCGGUUACAACGAGCGCGAGUGUCCGCUUUCCCGCCUAUCAGAACUGUUCAACGUGAACCAUUUCAUCGUUGCACAAGCUAGACCAUUCCGGGUGCCCAUAUACUUACUAGAGGUCGAGCAGCCCGGAAAAGUGGUCUCCCGCCGCUGGGUCAUCCUCGAGCGCACCUGCCACAUUAUAGGUCUGGAAAUCCGGCACCGUUUGCGCCAGCUUGAUAGUCUGGGUCUCCUGCCAACGCCACUCCGCCGCCUAUUAAUCUAUGAGGAUAUACCGGGUCCACAUAUGACGAUUCUGCCAGAGCUGGGGUGGAUGGAUUUGCUGAAGGUAUUCAAGGCACCGCCUAUGAGGGACGAAGAGCUUAGGGGAUGGAUAUUGAAAGGGGAGCGGGGGACGUGGCCUGCUAUUGCUGCUGUUCGGGUUCGGUGCACUGUGGAACUGGCGCUUGAGAAGGGGUAUCAGGUUGUGAGGCCGCGGUCGAAGCCUGGGUUUGGGUUUGGGGAUGAAUGA